AUGCCAACAAACACUACUGUCCUUAUUAUUUUGGUUAUAUUUAAUCUUUUAACAAUCAAUUAUGCUUAUCGUAUCUAUCGAAAUAAUGAAUCAAUCCAGCCAGUAUUUGGUUCAUAUGAACCGAGUGCAAACCUUCAAGAAAGAUUGGCUAAUUUGAAUAAUUUAAAGCAAGAAACAGAAAAUAAUUUUGAUAAGAAUUAUUAUAUUAUUUGUCAACCAAAAUCAACACAUAUAUUAUGCAGUCAACUCAAUAAUAUUUCUCGUCGAGACACCGGCUUCUUACGUUUUGGUCGAAAGCGAUAA
Molecule: messenger RNA, 303 nt
Organism: Rotaria socialis
Lineage: Eukaryota; Metazoa; Rotifera; Eurotatoria; Philodinida; Philodinidae
Source: the annotation of a GenBank genome assembly